AUGUCAAACGACCCGUAUGUUGAUUAUUCACAGCUUUUAUCGCACCUAUUGACAGAGGAAGGUGACCUGAAUGACGGAGUGGUGUCUUUUCUCUACCAUCUGUUUCCAGGGGACCUUUUCGUGAGAGCGAUGUCGCUCUUAGACUCCAGAGAUAUGUUUAUCUACCUGUUCGAUGAUUCGCGAAAUGCUUGUAAACACAGCGAGAGCACCGAGACUGAACCUGAUCGUGAUUUUGUCGCUUCUAGCUCCCCAUCGCGCGGCUCAGAGAACAAACUCGUGAAAAAGAGUUUGGAACAAGAUCAAAAAAACCAUAUCCCGGAAACAACGAAAACUCGUGCUCAACAAGCUACAGGAGAGCGGAAACUAGACACAGACCGCGAUCUCAAUGGCGUUGCAAAUACCGGUAUUUCAAGGGAAACAUCACAAAAAAAGUGCAAUGUCUCGUCCGGCAUCCAAGGAAAGAACAUGGUUGACGCGCUCUACGACGACGAUCCCGCACAAAGGAUUGUAAACAGAUUAGUGAUUAAACAGAACAACGACCAAACACCGCCCGUUUGUGUGGACCUCAACCGGUGGUUCUGCUCGUGCGAGGAGUUCAACACCCAAUUUCUUCAGAACAUCAUCAAACCUACAAACACAGACCCUCCCGACCAAACCACUCUAUAUUCUCGAGCGGUUCAAGAUCUCAACACAGACCACGUACCACAGCGAUCAGACAGAUUCGCACAAUUGCCCCACAACCCGGCUGAUCACGUCCAGCACUACUUUCGUCAUGAAAUGGCAAUGUGUCCUCAUUUAUUGGCAUUUGCCAUUCUUCUACAGACUUCCGCUCGGGUUCUUUCCUACUUUACCGACACGAACAUGACCGUUUAUCUGAUCACAGUGCACAAUUUAGACGAGUGGUUAAAUCUGCAUUUGAAUGUGGUAGACUAA
Molecule: messenger RNA, 933 nt
Organism: Lachancea lanzarotensis
Lineage: Eukaryota; Fungi; Ascomycota; Saccharomycetes; Saccharomycetales; Saccharomycetaceae
Gene: SHU2
Product: LALA0S07e01354g1_1
Exons: 1
Coding region: 1-933 (310 amino acids)
Source: RefSeq, a predicted model, not a curated record